GAAGGAGCCCUCAGAGCUGGCCGCCAUGUACAAGAACGAGGGGAACGCGUACUUCGGGGAGAAGGACUACGGCAGGGCCGUGCGGGCCUACAGCGAGGGGCUGCGGCAGCGCUUCGGGGACGUGGAGCUGCGAGCCGUGCUGCUGUCCAACAGGGCGGCCGCGCACUGCCGCCUGGGUAACUACCGCUCCGCUCUCGCUGAUGCAACCCAAGCAAGGAAGCUGAAGCCCGACCACCUCAAAGCCAUUGUGAGGGGAGCUCUCUGUCACAUGGAGCUAAGGAACUACUCUGAAGCCAUAACAUGGUGUGAGGAGGGCUUGCGAAUAGAUUCAAAAGAGAAAAAGCUUCUGGAAAUGAGAUGUAAAGCUGACAAAUUAAAGCGAGUUGAGGAGAGGGAUGCAAGAAAGGCAAAGGCGAUGGCGAAGAAAGAACAGUGUCAAAAGGAACGCUUGCUUGCAGCAAUAAAGGAAAGAAAUAUCAAGCUGGUUGUUGAACCUUCAAGUGAAGAAGAAGAAAUAUCAGGUAGUCUGGCUGAGAUAUGUCUGGAUGGCUUCCACUCUGACAAUGCCACAGGGGCAAAGGUGCACUUAGAUGCCGAUGGCAACCUAAACUGGCCUGUUCUCUUCCUGUACCCUGAGCAUGAACAGACAGACUUCAUUGAGGCUUUUCAUGAGAACUCCAGAUUUAUCGAUCAUUUAAUGGUGAUGUUUGCUGAGUUACCUCCUUGGGAUUUAGAAAGAAAGUACCUUCCUAGGAAUCUCGAGCUCUAUUUUGAAGAUGAAGAAAGAGCAGAAAUGUAUGAGCUGAACCCAGCACACACAUUGCUACAAGUGCUGCAACACCAAAGGUAUUUUGUGAAGGCUGGGACUCCGACAGUGCUGGCUUUUGUGAAGAGUUCUCCCUUCUCUAAGAAGUAUUUCAGUGGCAAGAAGGUGCAUCGGCUGUAAUGAGCAAGAAGGAACCGAGGAAUCAUGUGCAAGGGAUUGCUGUUUAUCUCGGCUACAGACUGCAAGGCAUUUCUGCUUGCACAGAAAUGCCUUGCACACUUCAGGGGAGAAAUAGUCUUGGCACACACAGAAACUUCCAGCAAAGAAGCGUAAAAGAAGAAUGAAGGGCUUACAAGAGGGGAUUAUUUGUUUAAAUAGAAAUCCAGCUGGCUUGCAGAAGGUCUCCUCUAUGGCAGGCUGCAUGGGGCUUUGAAAUAAACCUGAAACAGUGCCAAACAUUGGCUGCAGCUGAAGCAACAGCAGCUGGGAAUGUACUUACCUGUGAAAAAUCGCUGAUUUCCUGCGAGGUGGGCUGUAGUUGCCAGGGUUUAAUAGCAGUGCUCUGGGGUGAGUUACCUGCCUGCUGCCACGAGCUGAGUGCAGCUGGGCUCCUGCAUGGGCCAUUGCAGCUCUGAGGAUUAGCAGCAGCUGGUUUUCACUGCUCAGAGCUGCUGCUGGCCAUGGGAGAGCAGAGCUCUUUGUCAGGAGCAGCUUGUUUCACGGACUCUUCUGCUACCUAUAUAAACUGGAGCUAGACAUGUCUAUUUUAAGCAGGCCGAUUCCUGUCUAAUAAAUGAGGUGAUCCUUUUUUCUCACCAUAUGAAAUACUGAAA
Messenger RNA from Meleagris gallopavo (turkey), 1599 nucleotides. NCBI's taxonomy places the organism in Eukaryota, Metazoa, Chordata, Aves, Galliformes, Phasianidae. The record is from RefSeq and is a predicted model, not a curated record.